This is a messenger RNA of Nannospalax galili (Upper Galilee mountains blind mole rat), 945 nucleotides long. Its product is annotated as olfactory receptor 10AG1-like. NCBI's taxonomy places the organism in Eukaryota, Metazoa, Chordata, Mammalia, Rodentia, Spalacidae. Gene Ontology annotation, biological process: G protein-coupled receptor signaling pathway. The transcript has a single exon. Gene Ontology annotation, molecular function: olfactory receptor activity; G protein-coupled receptor activity. The coding region runs from base 1 to 945 and encodes 314 amino acids. Gene Ontology annotation, cellular component: membrane. The record is from RefSeq and is a predicted model, not a curated record.
AUGAAGCAUGAAGAGAUCAAGGACAAAGACAACGUUUCCACAGUGACCCAGUUCGUCCUCUUGGGAUUCUCUGACCUUCCGGAACUCCAAGGGUUUCUAUUUGUGAUGUUCUCCACAAUGUACUUUAUUAUAUUAACUGGAAAUUUCCUCAUAAUAUUAAUAACCAGGCUUGACCCUGCGUUACAGAAGCCCAUGUAUUUUUUCCUUGCAAAUUUUUCUUUUCUGGAGAUCUGUUAUGUAUCUGUCACUGUCCCUAGGAUUCUGGUCAACAUUUGUACUCAGGAUCGAAGAAUUUCUAUUCUGACUUGUGCUACUCAAAUGUGCUUUUUCCUAAUUCUGGGAGCCACUGAAUGUUUCCUCCUGGCUGUGAUGUCCUAUGACCGCUAUGUGGCCAUCUGCACCCCUCUGCACUAUCCUCUGGUCAUGAACCCAACAAAGCGCUUUCAGCUGGCAACAGGUUCCUGGCUCGGCGGCAUCCCGGUUCAGAUAGGACAAACCUGUCAGAUAUUUUCUCUGCAUUUUUGUAAUUAUAACCACAUAGAUCACUUCUUCUGUGACUUACCCCCUAUUCUGAAGCUGGCCUGUGGGGACACUUCUGUUAACGAGCUGUGUGUCUUCCUAGUGGCUGUCCUGUUUGCUGCAAUCCCUUUUUUGUUGAUACUCGCAUCUUAUAGCAGAAUAAUUGCCACCAUUCUGAGAUUGCCGACAGCCACAGGACGGGCUAAAGCCUUCUCCACCUGCUCGUCCCACCUGCUGGUGGUGUUUUUAUUUUUUGGAUCUGCUACUAUUACUUACUUGAGGCCGAAGUCCACUCAUUCUCCAGGAAUUGACAGACUGCUCUUUCUGUUAUACACCAUCGUGACACCCAUGUUCAAUCCUAUGAUAUACAGCCUUAGAAACAAAGAGGUCAUUGCCGCCCUGAGAAAACUGGUACUUAGAAAAUAG